AUGACCUUGUCAUCCUCAUCAAUCAUCAACGGCCACAACAAUACCACAGCAGCCGAACACGACGAAUGGGAAGCCAUGUUCGACCCACAAUACACACACCUGCGGCGACUCACUGCCCGUAAAGAUACAUCGCCUGGCCCAUCACUAGCAGAGACACCUACGCUGCCAAGGAUCGAUCAUAUCAAAGUACAAGCGCCAUGUCCCGACCAGAUCGACAUUCUACCAUGUCCUUCUGCAUCGUUUGCAAAGCAUCAACGGAACGAAGCACGGCUGGGGCUAUUACAGACGAUACGAGAGCAAGGACUAUCGGAUCGACAUGAUACCUGGAAACUGAUGGACCAACAAGAGGCACAACGCAACUGGCAAGAGCGUCUACAAGAGAAGAUCAAUGAGGACCAAGAAGACGAUGAUGACAACGAGGAUAAUGAUCCUGAGGGCGGGGACGAUACGACAGAAAAGCCGAAAAAGAGGAAUGACAAGAAGCCUGUACGGCGUCGCUCCUUUUUGUACUUUGCUUUUGGGUUCUUGUUUCCACCUCUAUGGAUCAUUGGUGCAUUGCAUGUACCGCCACAGCGUCAAAAUCCCGGUAGUCAGGCUGUUGACUUGCUCUGGAAACGGCGUUCUCGCAAUGCAUUUUUCAUUUUCAUUGUUACUGUUCUUGUUAUACUCAUUCUUACCCUAGUCCUGAAACCUGCGUCUAUCGGCUGGCGCACCAGUAAUAAUAUGCGACCUCCUCCUCCUCAUCCACAACAGCCACCGUCAGACGAAGAGAUAUAA
Messenger RNA from Zychaea mexicana, 777 nucleotides. RefSeq lists its product as uncharacterized. Bases 1 to 777 code for a protein of 258 amino acids. NCBI's taxonomy places the organism in Eukaryota, Fungi, Mucoromycota, Mucoromycetes, Mucorales, Lichtheimiaceae. The transcript has a single exon. The record is from RefSeq and is a predicted model, not a curated record.